Molecule: messenger RNA, 4600 nt
Organism: Vicugna pacos (alpaca)
Lineage: Eukaryota; Metazoa; Chordata; Mammalia; Artiodactyla; Camelidae
Source: RefSeq, a predicted model, not a curated record
CACUCAGCGGCGCCAAUCGACUUUUUCCUUCCCAGCGGCCGAGCCCUCCUCCCCACGGCCGGCCUGGCGGGGCGGGGACGCUGCGCGGCGGCUGCUGAUGCGCUAGCCGUGUGGGGCCCUCCGGGCGGCGACGGCGGCUCUCGUAGGCGGUUCCGGUCCUGUAUCUCCGGGCGGCGGCGACUCAUGGCGGCGACGGAGCUGAGAGGAGUGGUGGGCCCGGGCCCGGCGGGCGGCUCGGGCUCUGGGGGUUCCGGCUCGGCUCGUGAGGGCUGGCUCUUCAAAUGGACCAAUUAUAUCAAAGGCUACCAGAGGCGGUGGUUCGUGCUGAGCAACGGGCUCCUGAGCUACUACAGGUCGAAGGCAGAAAUGAGACACACCUGCCGGGGUACCAUCAACCUGGCCACAGCCAACAUCACCGUGGAGGACUCCUGCAACUUCAUCAUUUCCAACGGGGGUGCUCAGACCUACCAUCUGAAGGCCAGCUCGGAAGUGGAGCGGCAGCGCUGGGUGACAGCCCUGGAGCUGGCCAAGGCCAAGGCUGUGAAGAUGCUGGCAGAAUCAGAUGAGUCAGGAGAUGAAGAGUCCGUCUCCCAAACGGACAAGACCGAGCUGCAGAACACCCUGCGGACCCUGUCCAGCAAAGUGGAGGACCUGAGCACGUGCAACGACCUGAUAGCCAAGCACGGCACGGCGCUGCAGCGCUCGCUCAGCGAGCUGGAGUCCCUGCGGCUGCCCGCCGAGAGCAACGAGAAGAUCAAGCAGGUCAACGAGCGGGCCACGCUCUUCAGGAUAACGUCCAAUGCCAUGAUCAACGCCUGCCGAGAUUUCCUCUUGUUAGCCCAGACCCACAGUAAGAAAUGGCAGAAAUCCCUCCAGUAUGAGAGGGACCAGCGGAUCCGGCUGGAAGAGACCCUGGAGCAGCUGGCGAAGCAGCAUAAUCACCUGGAGAGGGCCUUCCGCGGGGCCACGGUGCUGCCGGCCAACACCCCCGGCAACACCGGUUCGGGGAAAGACCAGUGCUGCUCUGGCAAAGGAGACAUGAGCGACGAGGAUGACGAGAAUGAAUUUUUUGAUGCUCCUGAGAUCAUCACUAUGCCCGAAAACUUGGGCCACAAACGUACUGGCAGCAACAUCAGUGGGGCCAGCAGUGACAUCAGCCUUGAUGAACAGUACAAGCAUCAGCUGGAAGAGACCAAGAAGGAAAAGAGAACGAGGAUCCCGUACAAGCCCAACUACAGCCUCAAUCUGUGGAGCAUCAUGAAGAACUGCAUAGGGAAGGAGCUCUCCAAGAUCCCCAUGCCGGUGAACUUUAAUGAGCCCUUGUCCAUGCUUCAGCGCCUUACUGAAGACCUGGAAUACCACGAGCUGUUAGACCGAGCUGCCAAAUGUGAGAACUCUCUAGAACAGCUCUGUUAUGUUGCAGCUUUCACCGUGUCCUCCUACUCCACUACUGUCUUCCGUACCAGCAAGCCAUUCAACCCACUCCUUGGGGAGACCUUUGAGCUGGACCGAUUAGAGGAGAACGGGUACCGAUCCCUCUGUGAGCAGGUGAGUCACCAUCCCCCGGCAGCUGCACACCACGCUGAGUCCAAAAAUGGCUGGACAUUGCGUCAGGAAAUCAAAAUCACCAGCAAGUUCCGAGGCAAAUACCUCUCCAUUAUGCCCCUCGGUAGCAUCCACUGUAUUUUCCAUGCAACUGGGCACCACUACACCUGGAAAAAAGUUACCACAACAGUGCACAACAUUAUCGUGGGCAAGUUGUGGAUCGAUCAGUCUGGCGAAAUUGACAUUGUGAACCACAAGACGGGAGACAAGUGCAAUCUUAAAUUUGUUCCUUAUAGCUACUUCUCUCGAGAUGUGGCAAGAAAGGUGACAGGAGAAGUGACAGAUCCAUCAGGAAGAGUUCACUUUGCCCUUCUGGGGACGUGGGAUGAGAAAAUGGAUUGUUUCAAAGUACAGCCCGUGGCUGGGGAGAAUGGGGGCGAUGCUCGGCAGCGAGGCCACGAAGCGGAGGAAAGCCGGGUCAUGCUGUGGAAACGGAAUCCUUUACCGAAGAACGCGGAAAACAUGUACUACUUCUCCGAGCUCGCUCUCACUCUGAAUGCCUGGGAAAGUGGGACUGCCCCCACAGACAGCCGGUUACGGCCCGACCAGAGACUGAUGGAAAACGGACGCUGGGAUGAAGCCAAUGCUGAGAAGCAGCGCCUGGAGGAAAAACAGAGACUCGCCAGAAAGAAGAGAGAAGCGGAAGCUAUGAAAGCGUCGGAGGAUGGCACACCCUACGAUCCCUACAAGGCUCUGUGGUUUGAGCGGAAGAAGGACCCCGUCACCAAGGAGCUAACCCACAUUUAUAGGGGAGGAUACUGGGAGUGUAAAGAGAAGCAGGACUGGAGCUCGUGCCCAGACAUUUUCUGAAACGGCAGUAGCAAAAGGAGGAGGGUGCAAAGGAGAAGAGGACAGAGGACGCGCGGGAAGGCUGGCAACGGUGACUCUCUUACCGCGUGCUUUCCUCCGGUUUGUCUGUCUUAACCAAUCAUUUUUUCCAAAUCAAUCACCAGAAGCAGACACCAUUGGUGGUGAUUGGCUGGUUGCCUUAGCUGAUCGAAACUGAAAUCGACAUACUAGAUACUGUGUUCGCGAGGGAGAGGGUUAGUGGCUGAAAGUUGGUGUUAUUCCACUUCUGCAAAGUCAAGUACUCUUGGCUCUUCCUUCGCCCUCUGCCCCCGUUUAAGGUGAUGUCAUUCACCCCCCUCCCUCACCCCCCUUACAGUGUCCUGCUCAGCCAAGAUCUACAGACGGUGACGAGUCAGGAGCAUUUUGGUGCUGUUCAGAGCAAGAGCUGAGUUUAGAAAUUCCUCUAAAAAGAAACAUGUAAGGCUUAACCAAGGAGGCAUCGUGAAUGCUCGUGGGGAGCUUAGGCAUAACGUUAUGAAAUGUUUCCAAAGGGGGUCAAUUUAACGGGAUGUCCGGGUGGAGAAAACCGUGGUAUUGGAACACUUUGUGAGAGAACCGUUCCGUGAGACUGGAACGUUCAGAGUCAGAUUCUUGGAAGUUUCUAUCUUCACUCGCGUAAAACCCCCUGCUGCUGUUCUCCGUCUUCUUUGACAGCAACCAGGGCCACUUGAGUGGUCGGUAGGAGGGCUGCGUGGUCCUCGUGAUCCUCCUCGCAGAGGGGUUUUACGGACUUCCUCAGGCGGAGAACUUCUGAGAAGAGGAGGCAGGAUGGAAAGAGACUGCUGGCCACUUUUGCUGUCCCCCUCCCUCCUCAACCCCAUCCUUCACUGCCCUUCUUCUCUCUCCCUCGGCACAGUACCGACGCAGUUUUGUGCCCAGAAUUUGGGUUUGUGUGGAGCAAAGCAUUACCCGUCCUAUUCGAGACCCUUCAGAACCCCAGAGAAGGAGUUUGUCUGGAAUAAGUUUUCACCAUCUCUCAAGCCCCCUGGACUGGAGCCACCUCUGGAAUAAUGUGUUGAAGAUCUGUAUAUUAUAUAUAUGUAGAGAAAAAUCUAAUUUUUUUGUUUGAUUUUCCUUCCUCCCAUUAAGAAUCUUGUUUUUUGAUAUCACUUGUCUCCCUGGGCCUCUCUCGGACACACUGACGUGGACUGGAGUCUCCUUUGCUUUCCACGUGUCAGGGGCAGACAGAUUCCAAACGUAAGCAGUUACUGAACAGGGACUUGAUCCAUGGUUUGUGUCACGGGCUGUCUAAACCUCGCUCUCCUAAUUCCCUGACUCUUGAAAAUGAAAUCCUAACCUCUUUCCUACCUUUUUUCCUUCUUUUGCUAGGAAGGGUAUGGGUAGAAAGUCAGGAGGGUAAUUUCCAGUUUAAGCCUGCCUCUGUCCAGAUCACAGCACAUACAGCUGAUUCCCAAAAGAGCCUUCUUCCUGGGAGAUGGGGCUAAAAGCACCGUCCCAGGGAGCGGGCGAGAGAGCUGCUCCUGUUGGGCCCUGGUCUCCUUCCUGUUUUGUCCUGUGGUUGUUUAAGUUGUCUGGUUCAGAAAUCUGACCCCUGUGCCACCCACCCUUGGUUGAGGAUCACAAAUUGAGGUGCCUUCCUUGUAUGCUUUUUGUUAGUGUCUUUUUGUUCCUGUUCCUUAACUGCUGAGCCUCAGCCCAGGUGGGUCCUCAGGGGAAGUAUCAUUCCAGAGGAAGCCAUCCCUGCAGGGAGAUUGCAUUUGUACUGGGUAGAUGAGUCCUCAUUCCCUCCCACCGGCCCUCCCUUCCCAGCUGUGCUGAAACCUGAGACAGGGGCAACUCCUGGGGAAUUUCCUCCUAAGACCUGAUAACCUGAUUUUCCAUAAGCAAGGCAUUAUGCCGGGACUUCUUUUCCAGGAGGCCCAGAACAGCAAUGACCUAAUCAGGGGGCUUUAGACAGAGUGGGGACUCCCUGCUUUAUUUCCCCCCACCCGCUUCCUUCCCCCGCCAUCUGCACUACAUUUCCAUCCUGAUUCCCCAGUCAGAUUCCUGCUAAUGGAAGAAGCUUCGAGUCCUUCAGGUGAAAUAAAGUCACAUGGAAACGAAACAAAACUAUAUAUAUUUUCGGUUUUUUUGCCUUGUUUUUUUUCCAAGAAAACUACUAAAUUAAAUAAUUUUUAAAAAGUCA